CAAUAAAAUAUAAUCACAUCUCUCUAUCCAAUUUUAAAUCACAUAUAUAAAUUAUUUUUAAUACAUAAAAUAAAUUGAAAAUAAGUCUUGAUGAUCUCAACAUCAAUUGACCGGUCAUAAAAUAUUUUCAUAAUAAAAUUGAACAUAAACACACACUAGGAACAAACACUAUAUUGAUUUAAAAAAAAAAAUCCAAAGAAAUAAAUGGUUUGUGAUCUAAGAAGUUGGAGAUAGAUAGAUGCAUCUCCACUAAGAGCAAAAUGUUUGUUUUUAAACAGAAUAUGUGUCCACACGAAACACAAUACUCUAAUUAGGAGAUGCAAAUUGCAUGUAAACACUAAUUCACCCAAUAAAUUCGAAAAACCUACCAAAUAAUAAAACUUACUAAUGUUGUUUCUCUUCAUCCAAACUUUUCUGCGUGUAUUAUUAUUUAUUAUCAUAUACAAGAUUUUUUUUAAAUAUUAGAAAUAUCUUAUUUGUAUGCAAAUAUUAUUAUAUAAGUAAAGAUGUAUAUCAUAAUGUAUGUAUCCUUUAUGUGUCUCUAUUAUAACGUGGAUCAAGAUUCUUUCUUAUCUUCAUCACUCCACACAUUUUCUUGUCUUCAAACUCACACAAAGAAAAGAAAAAAAAAUCUCCAAAGCUCAAAAAAAAUGACUCGACCGUCAAGAUUACUUGAGACGGCGGCGCCGCCACCACAACCGUCGGAGGAGAUGAUCGCAGCGGAAUCCGACAUGGUAGUGAUCUUGUCGGCUCUUCUUUGCGCUCUUAUAUGUGUAGCUGGCCUCGCCGCCGUCGUACGUUGCGCUUGGCUCCGGCGGUUUACCGCCGGAGGAGAUUCGCCGUCACCGAACAAAGGCUUAAAAAAGAAAGCUCUUCAGUCUCUUCCAAGAUCCACUUUCACCACCGCGGAAUCAACCUCCGGCGCCGCCGCUGACGACGGAGACUCAACGGAAUGUGCUAUUUGUCUCACUGACUUCGCCGACGGUGAAGAAAUAAGAGUGCUUCCUCUUUGUGGACAUUCUUUCCACGUGGAGUGUAUUGACAAGUGGCUAGUUUCUAGGUCUUCGUGUCCUUCUUGUCGCCGGAUUCUUACGCCGGUGAGAUGUGACCGGUGUGGUCAUGCUUCGACGGCGGAGAUGAAAGAUCAAGCUCAUCGUCAUCAACAUCACCAACACUCUUCUUCCACCAUUCCUACGUUUCUUCCUUAAUUAACACUAAUUUUUGUUUUAUUAUGGCAAUAAUUGAUUGCAUAAAAGUUAUGUAAAGUGAGUUUAAUUAGGAAUAGAGAGGGAUCUUAAAAGUUUUUUUCUCUUCGUUUCUUGUAAUCCACUGUACUUAAUCAAAUCUCAGAUGGAGUUCAAAUUUCGAGAUGUUUGUUUAUUUUCGAAAAAAUCUAAUUUACAAGAA
Arabidopsis lyrata subsp. lyrata is the source of this 1407-nucleotide messenger RNA. RefSeq names its product probable E3 ubiquitin-protein ligase ATL44. The record is from RefSeq and is a predicted model, not a curated record. The transcript has a single exon. NCBI's taxonomy places the organism in Eukaryota, Viridiplantae, Streptophyta, Magnoliopsida, Brassicales, Brassicaceae. The coding region runs from base 507 to 1208 and encodes 233 amino acids.